UUCCUUCGUCGUUUAUCGCCAACGUUGGUGAAGAAAAAUACCAAAACGAAGCGCCUCACCCCAUAGAGCUCUCUUGAAGCUCGUGAAGUAAUAAUCCUUCCCUUCCCAUCAAGAUCCAUCUUGCUAGCUGCUAAUGCAAAGUACUACUAGUACUAGCUGUAGCUGCUAAGGGAACCUUCAGCCUCUUCCUCUUCCUGCUUCAGCCGCCGUCACUCAAACAGCAUCCAUGCUUGCCCGGCCGGCAAGCUUACUGGGGCAAAAUUAAGGAUCGGGCCGGAUGGAUUCGCUCCUAUCUGGCGUCGAUGGCGAACUCGACCACUGCCUGCCGCCGGAUGUGCCAACCCACAGGAGGUCUAGAUCAACGGGACAUCAAAACUUCAUGAGCAGGGAGUUACAAUAUAUAAGUGCAACGAAAACAGAGUUCACACUCCAGGCGACAACAGAGUUCAAACUCCAGCUGUUAAAACAUAUUACGAAUCAUUUUUCUGAAGAGAGCAUAAUUGGCCGUGGUGGGUCUGGAAUAGUUUAUAAGGGUGUAUUGGACAAUGGGGAAGAGAUUGCCAUGAAGAAGCUCCAUCAAAUGCCUGGGCUUGACGAGAAGCAAUUUACGAACGAGUUCAAUAAUCUUAUGAGGGCCAAACAUAAGAAUAUUGUACGGUUAGUUGGCUACUGCUACUAUCUAGGACAUGAACGUGUAGAGUACAAAGGAAAAUAUGUUUUUGCUUAUGUGCAAGAAAGACUACUCUGUUACGAAUACUUGCAAGGUGGAAAUCUUGAGGAGCUUCUUUCUGAUGAAUUAUGCGGACUUGACUGGCACACAAGAUACAAAAUAAUAAAAGGUGUAUGUGAGGGUUUACAUUUUCUCCAUACAGGAUCCGAUGACCCUAUUUGUCACUUGGAUUUAAAACCGGCGAAUAUACUGCUGGACAGAGAUAUGAUACCAAAAAUUGCAGAUUUUGGUUUGUCCAGACUCUUUGCAUCCGCACAGAGCCAUAUCACAACACAAAUUAUAGGAACAUUUGGAUACAUGCCUCCUGAAUUCAUAGAAAGAGGCAAAAUCACACUGAAAUUUGACAUAUUCAGUUUGGGUGUUAUAAUUAUGAAAAUAAUAGCUGGACCUAAUGGCUACACCAAUUUUCUAGACAUGUCUUCCCAAGAAUUCAGUAAGCUGGUACAUGAAAACUGGGCGAAGAGAUUGCAUGAAACGACGCAGUCACUUGCAUCGCAAGAAAUAAAAGCAUGCAUGGACAUCGCAUCAAGAUGCGUGGAGAGGGAUGAAGAGAAAAGGCCAUGUAUAGGCGAGAUUAUCAAUGAACUGAAUAAGAUUGACAACGUCAUUAUUAACGAACCGGAUAAGAUUUAUAGUGACAUUGUGGAUGAACAAGACCAGCUUGAUGGUCACCUUGUCGAUCAAGUGCUUAAGAUUGGCAGUGACAUUGCCAAUAAAAAGGGCAAGACGGACGUGGACAUUGUCGACGAACAAGAUAAGCUUGGUACUGCCAAAACUUCAACUAAGGGCAAGAUAUCCUCGACGCUGCUGGAUAGCUCUUUUCCAACACGCAGCGUGUGGGUGAACGGCCCUAUCAUCGUCGGCGCUGGCCCAUCCGGACUAGCCGUAGCGGCCACCCUUCGAGAGCACGGCGUGCCAUUCGUCAUGUUCGAGCGAGAGGACUGCGUCGGCUCGCUAUGGCAGAAAAGCACCUACAACAGUCUCAAGCUCAACCGCCCCAAGCAGUUUUGCAAUCUCCCAAGAAUGCCACUCCCGGAUCACUUCCCGGAGUUCCUCACCCGUGCCCACUUCAUUGACUACAUGGAGCAGUACGCCGCCACGUUCAAUAUCCAGCCGGAGUUCAACAGCACCGUCGUGUCAGCGCACUUCGACGAGAUCAGUGGCUUGUGGAAAAUUCGGCCCCGGGUCAAGCACGGUGCCUCUCCAGUUUCUGUGGAGUUUGAGUACAUAGCCCGCUGGCUGGUCGUCGCCAGCGGCACAAAUGCCGAGCCGGUCGUCCCGGACAUCCCGGGCCUUUCCAGUUUCUGCGGAGAGGUGAUCCAUUCUAGCGGCUACAGGACCAGCGAGUCCUACAUCGGGAAGCGCGUGCUCGUGGUGGGUUGCGGCCAGUCCGGCAUGGAGGUGUCCGUCGACCUGUGCAACGGCGGCGCAGUCCCGUUCAUGGUGGUCCGGAAUGUGCUCGGCAUCGCCACAUUAUACCUAACCGUGCUGCUCGCCCGGUGGCUCCCGCUGUGGCUCGUGGACAAGAUCACGGCGCUCCUCGCCUGGCUCGUGCUUGGUGACCUUGCCAGGCUUGGCGUCCGGACGCCGGCAGUCGGUUCGCUCACGCUCAAGAAGACCGAUGACCGCGGGCGCUCCUGGCACGCGACGACCAGCAGGGUCAGGUCCGGUGAGAUCACCGUUGUUCCUAACGUGACGCGCUUCACCAAGUCCGGCGCCGAGCUCUCCGACGGCGGCGUGGUGGACAACCUCGACGCCGUCAUCCUGGCCACCGGCUACCGCAGCAAUGUGGCCCAGUGGAUCCAGGGCGCCAAUUUAUCCGGCGAGGAUGGUUGCCCCAAGACCUCGUUCUUCCCUAAUGGCUGGAACUGGAAGGGUCACUCGGGUCUCUACUCUGUCGGCUUCACUCGCCGUGGUCUCUUGGGCGGCUCCGCAGACGCCGUGUGCGUCGCCAAGGACCUUGCCCAGAUAUGGAAAGAGGAAGCGAAGCCGAGGAAGGAUAGAAACAGACUGCACAGGAGGUCUAUAUCAAAUUUUUCUUAGAUGAUGAUAAAAAAGAGCCGAAGUUAACAACUUAAGAUGGGAGGUUGAGUGUGAGUCCAGCCAACGGCGGGAAACUCUAGCAGAUCCCCUGUAAACGGCCGACUAUAAAGCACUUUUGCUCCUAAAAAAAUGGACAUUUCUAGCCGAUCCUCAAUACUUAGCGGAGUAAAAAUAAAACCGGUCAAGUUCAAUUAAUUUCCGGCCACCGCACUAAGUAGAUUUGCGAGCUCCCAGGGAUGGCUCUCACGGAUCACUUCCCGGAGUACCGACCGCGGCCAGAGUUGAGACUGCGUCGAAAUGCCUCUUACUAUCGAACUGUAAUAGAUUUGGUGAUUCCAUCUGUCACUUGAUCAUC
Messenger RNA from Hordeum vulgare subsp. vulgare (domesticated barley), 3128 nucleotides. RefSeq lists its product as uncharacterized. Bases 278 to 2773 code for a protein of 831 amino acids. Gene Ontology annotation, molecular function: ATP binding; NADP binding; N,N-dimethylaniline monooxygenase activity. The transcript is spliced from 8 exons. Lineage: Eukaryota; Viridiplantae; Streptophyta; Magnoliopsida; Poales; Poaceae. Gene Ontology annotation, biological process: protein phosphorylation. The record is from RefSeq and is a predicted model, not a curated record.